AUGGCGACCCCGCAAGCGAAACGUCGCCGGCUAAAUGAAGCCACCAAGACGCUCCAGAAGCCGUUCAAAUCGCCGUUCCGCACGCCCUUGAAGCCUAGCAUUGGAGACGAUCCGCCAUCCUCAGAUCCGCCUGAGCUACACACUCCUGCCCGCAAGGCCUCGGAGACAAAUUUCAACACUGCCAGGAAUAUCGCUCCUGCGAGCCAUUAUGCACAGCACUCAACCACCGCUGAGCCUUCUACACGGCCACUGCCAACGCCGGCAACGUCCAAGGUGACAGCACGUGUCUCGAAAACUCUCGUCUCACGGCCAAACACAACCACACCUUUGCGGCUCGCUUCGAAGAAGACAGCAUCGAAACCCUCAGUUGCACGCGAGAUCAUGCAACUCCGCAAUGAGAUCCAGAUGCUUACACAAGCUCAGACCCUCGCUACCUCUACAAAAGACGACGACUUGGUUAUGCUAAUAGACAAAUGGCGCACAGCGAGUCGUGCAGCUGCCGAAGAGUUGUUUGGAAGUACUCGAGACAGGGUCAAUAGAAUGGGAGGGGUAGGCGCGUGGAAGGAACGUGAGAAGGAAUCAAAAGAACGGCAGAUGCAAUGGGAUAAGGAAGAGAUGGAGGCAGAGCGAGAGAAGAUGGAAAAAGCCAAAGAGAGCGGAGAUGUCUCGGAAGAAGAGUAUGAUCGGUAUGCUGAGAUGGAUUCGGAGAGAGAGAAAGGAGAAGAGGAGAAGGAGACGUUCAAGUGCGCAGACGACGAUUCGUUUACGAUGGACAUGAUGCUCAAGACACUCAACAUCGACCUCAAGCUCAUCGGUUACAACAAGGAAGCGCAAAGGUGGGAUGGAUGA
Molecule: messenger RNA, 849 nt
Organism: Alternaria alternata
Lineage: Eukaryota; Fungi; Ascomycota; Dothideomycetes; Pleosporales; Pleosporaceae
Exons: 2
Coding region: 1-849 (282 amino acids)
Biological process (GO): DNA recombination
Source: RefSeq, a predicted model, not a curated record